CAGUUCGCCUCAGCUAACAAUUUGGAAUGGAGCCAAAUAGCUAUGUGCAGGCCUCGGCGUUGCCCAACAGCAAGCGUUUCGUUGUCGAAGAUUCAAUUACUAAGGUGACCUCGGAUGGGGAACCGCACGGCAUGAUGACCAUGGUGGCAGGUUUGUCGGGCUUAUUAGCAGCCAUUAUUAUAUUGGCCGUGCUCGUUUCGAUGGUGGCAUGUCGCAAGCGUAAAACCUGUUGCCACAAAAGGAAGGCCUUGGGGCAGCAAGAUCCGAGCAAAUCAUUGGCCGUGGCCAUGACCAGCGUGGAGAGGUCGCAGCAACAGCUGGCCGGCAAUCUGAAUGCCGCCUUUGCGGAGAGCACACUGACCCUCAGCGUCGAUGUUAAGGACAAGGGCAAGGACCGGGAUAAUCAAUGGCCCACAGCAAUUGUGGUUCAGCGCUAUUAGACG
This is a messenger RNA of Drosophila navojoa, 443 nucleotides long. RefSeq lists its product as uncharacterized. The record is from RefSeq and is a predicted model, not a curated record. NCBI's taxonomy places the organism in Eukaryota, Metazoa, Arthropoda, Insecta, Diptera, Drosophilidae.